Messenger RNA from Leguminivora glycinivorella, 4671 nucleotides. RefSeq lists its product as uncharacterized. Gene Ontology annotation, cellular component: lysosome. Lineage: Eukaryota; Metazoa; Arthropoda; Insecta; Lepidoptera; Tortricidae. The record is from RefSeq and is a predicted model, not a curated record. Gene Ontology annotation, biological process: mannose metabolic process. Gene Ontology annotation, molecular function: alpha-mannosidase activity; carbohydrate binding.
AUGUUGCUGUUGUUGCUGCUAGCGGCGGCGCGUGCGCAGAUCGAGCCGAGCCAAGAAGAUGGCAUCGACGUGCUGACCACGCCCAUGCAUGGCGAGGCCUGCGGAUACGCGAGCUGCCUUCCUGUCAUACCAGGCUGGCUGAAUGUUCACAUCGUACCACAAACGCAUAGCGAACUAGGACAUGGAUAUAACUUCCACCAACAUUUUACUGGAGUCCACCGAAUGAUGUACCAGCUAGUCCGCUCUGGCCGCCUGACCAUUGUUGGCGGCGGGCUCGGAGUCAGCGACGAAGCUUCGACCAACUACCACGCUAUCAUCGACCAAUUUACCUACUCACUCAGGAAGCUGAAUUCUACUUUUCGUGCCUGCGCGCGCCCUCUGGUGGCGUGGGCGGCAGACGUGUACGGCCAUUCGAGAGAGUUUACCUCGCUCAUGGCACAGAUGGGAUACGACGCUCUAUUCAUAAACCCGAUCAGCUAUGACGAACAGGUGGCGCGUAUGGGGCGGAAAUCAAUGGAGUUCCUGUGGCGUGGCAGCGAUGACCUUGGUGCGUAUUCGGACAUGUUCACGCACAACUUGUUCGACGGGUACUGGGCGCCCCCUGGCUUCUGCUUCAGUAAACUCUGCUCAGACCCACUGCUCGUCACCUCCAGCCAUCUCUUCUCCGACAUACAGGACCGGGCAGACAAGUUCAUCGAAACCGUGCUGUACCGACAAGCGCCCAACUUCGAAACUCGGAAUGUGAUGGUCAUCAUGGGGCAUCGGAAGGCAUACUCCGACGCCAAAGUCUGGUUCACCAACAUAGACAAACUUAUUGGCUACACAAACUGGAGAGCGAACCAGAAGCAACUGAAUAUAACUCUGUUCUACUCCAACCCGCCGUGUUAUUUGGCCGCCGUACACGACGAAAACCCAGAAUUGGAAACGAAACAGGACGAUUUCUUCCCGUACGUGCACGACAAGGACAGCUAUACUGUGGGCAUGUAUACCUCUAGACCUACCUUCAAGUACAUCAUCAGAGAGGCCCACGUUUACUUACAGAUAGCGAAGCAGAUGCAAGUCACAGCCAAUAUGGGACCCUAUGCGGACAUUUUCGACAACUUCAACUGGGUUAUGGGGGUGGUCCAGGACCACAGUGUGGCGUCAGGGGUGAUCCGGGACCGGGUAAAGCAGUACUACACGGAAAGGAUCGACGAGGCUAUCACAAAAUCCUUGGAGUUCGUUUCUAAAGCAUUCACAAAACUACGCUCAAGUCCACAGCACGUGUCGUACUUUAAAUGCCAGUUCAACAUAUCGUCCUGUUUUGACUCACGGUUCAUUAAAUAUAGUAUCCAGGUAUACAACCCGCUUGGUUGGGCCGUGACGACACCAGUGCGGCUGCCCAUCUACCCCACUAACAGCGUAUUCAAAGUCUACGACAAAGAUGGUGAAGAAGUAAAAUCAGCGACCAUAAAAUUGCCAGACACAAUAUUAAACAUUAAUGAUCGCGCGGACGCUGACUACGAGCUAGUUUUCAUAGCGUCCAACAUUCCACCUGUGGGAUUCCGGUCUUAUUAUAUAGAAGCACACUUCCAUAAAGCCAGUGUACUUGUCCGAAGACACGGAGGAAAAAGCCGAGACUAUGAUGAUGAUGAAGACAAAACAUUUACACCCAAGUGGAAACAGAAAGCAAAAUCAAGAACAAAUAAACAUAAAACAAAAGGUACAAAAGCAAAUAAACGAGAAAAGAAAAUGAUUACAACUAACACUGAAUAUGUAAACAAUACCCAGAAUAUUACUAGCAACAAUUUAGAGGACCUAAAAGAUUCUGUUAGUAAUUACAUGAAGGAUAGGUAUCUUGUUGAUGAUAUAGAUAACGAUGAAAUAUAUAGUACUACAGAAGGAGAAACACUGCUUCCGAUGCUAAAAGAAUUGACUACAGAAUCCGCAGUUAUGCUUCCUAUGCUAAGGGAUUUUUUACAAAAAUCUAAAGUUUUUCGUAAAGUGGAUUUCGCUGAAAAAGAAAAAGCAUUAUUAUCAUCGUAUGACUCGUUUGAGUCAAAAUAUCCUAGUACUGAGACACAGUUCGAGAGUACACAUACAACUGAAGCGGAUAUAAAAAUACCAUUUAAGAAAAGCUUUACAAGGUUCAGUGAUAUAGUGGUGCCAGACAUAAAAGUAAAUAUUAAUCGCCCGAUAAAGGGACCAAUCAUACAAAAACCACUACAAUUAAAAUCUAUAGAUCCUUACAGACCGUUGAAUUCAACAACAGAACCAGAUAUAAGAGUAUUUACGCCAGUCAAAAAAAGCUCAGAUAUAAAGAUAGUAGUAGAUACAGGUAAAAAAAUAUCAAGUAACAAAAGCAUAAUAAAAUCUAAGGCAAAAGAGCAAGAAUCUGUAGAAUUUGAUCAAGCUAGAACCGAAGCAGAUAAACCCGAAGAUUUAGCAAUAGUGCCGGUUCAAGCUGCUUCAUCAAAACGCACAGGUGGCUGGAUUCAAUGGUUUAGCACAACUGAGUCAGUAUUAGUAGUGCCAGUUAGAAAAAUGUGGGAAAUGGUUACAUCAAAACCUAAGUUGAAAGGCGAAAUGGAACGUCAAGAUGUGGAAGUGAAAAGUAAUGAAGAUAUUCAUAUUCAAGAACAUACAACUGAAUCAGUAAAUGUUCCAGUAGAGAUUGAAAUAAGACAAAAAAAUAAAACACAUGUUUUCAACUUAGAUGUGAAUAGGAAUUCCGAAUCAAUUAUAGACACUGAUGUGGUAGUUGAAACAGGUGCCCAGAACGAAGACAUUGAACACAUCGAAAAUCUCGAAAGGUUUAGAAUUUACUCACAGACCACUGAAGAGCCAAACUUACCAGCUACGGGAGAGAUCGCUCCGUAUGAAGAGGUUGAAUCAAGUACUGGCGAAGAAACUACUGAUUUUACGACUGAGAAAAUAGAUUAUACAUACAGUUCCCCACGAAAUAUUAGAUAUACAGAUGACGAUAAAACAUUGCAUGUAUCUCCAAUUCGAACUAAGAGUAACACUUUUGACACAUCGACAGUUGAUUCUAAUGAAAAAUAUUUCAAAGUAGAUGAUGGAAGCCGAUUGUUUAUUGGAAACAAGUACGUCCGCGUAAACCUUAACGAAAAACGCCGCGUCUCCAGCAUUUUUCUCCGGAACGGUGUCCGAAUGAACCUUGAGAUCCUCAUGUUCCACUACGUCUCUGAUGACCCCUCCAAAUUCGACAUCAGGACUUCACCGAGGAGAGACAUCAAACCACCUGGCGCCUACAUCUUCAGGCCUAUAGACCCUUAUAUUGUUAGAUCGGAGAAUAACUAUGAUGUCGACAUUGUCAAGACAGAUAUUGUUGAGGAAAUGCGUAUUACUUAUAGCAAUUGGACGUCUCUGCAGCUGAGGUUGUAUGUGGACAGUCCAGUUAUUGAACUCCACUGGCUGGUCGGUCCGAUUCCGACAGAGGACGGUCUGGGCAAGGACGUGUUCAUCCGAUACAAGACCGAUUUGGACCACGACGGGGCGUUCUACACGGACUCCAACGGACGACAGACCAUCAAGAGGAUCAGGGGGGCGAGGGCCACAUAUAGUCCUGUAGAAAUGGACCCCAUCACAGGUAACUUAUACCCCGUGACGUCUCGCAUCCACAUCGAAGACUUGAACAAGAACAUCCGUUUCUCGGUAUACAACGACCGGUGCCAAGCUGGCGGAGCCUUGUUAGACGGUGCUAUUGACCUGAUGCUGCAUCGCAGGAUCCUCACCGACGAUAUAGGUAUCCAGAGACUAGAGAUGGAUACCGGAUAUUCGCCGGAUACUACGCUAAUAUCCGGUAUCCGGCCGGAUACUACGCUCCGCUACAAUCCGGUAUCCGGACACAUUUUUCUAUCAGGCCGGAUACCGGAUAAUCAUAAAAUAAAUAAUAUAAACAAUAUCUUCCCAGGUUUCGGAGCAUACUUAAACGAGACAGAAUACGACGAGCCGAUCCGCGCAAUCGGAACUCACUACCUCUACCUCUCCAAGGCUCACAGAAACAAAAUAUUCGAAAAGAAACUAGUCAAAGAAAUAAACUUCGCUCCCCGCGUAUUAACAUCCAGCCAUCUCAUGUAUUCUGACGACUUACGGAAACAGUUUUAUGAUAGUAAAAACGAAUUUAGCGCGCUAAAAGAAAAAUUACCACUUGGAAUUCAUCUUUUAAGUCUAGAAAGGAUAACUGCCGAUGAGAUGUUAGUACGAUUCGAAAAUUACUUAGAAACAGGAGAUGCUACAAGCGACGGAGUUAGAUAUGUAAGGUUACGAGACCUUUUUAAAGAUAUAAAGGUUGUUUGGUUAAAGGAAACUUUGUUAGCUGGUAAUAUUUAUAAAGAGCAGUGGCGACCGACGCAAUGGAGAAAGAAUAAGUUUUAUAGAAGAUUUAAUGAGCAUUAUGGUAGUAUUAAUCAGAGCUUUGAAGAAGAAAGAUUGGAAUUACCUGAUGAGUUGGGCGGGAGGGGUGUGAGACUGGCUCCGCAGCAAAUCAGAACGUUUAUUGUUAAGUAUAAAUACACUAGAGGUUAAGAUUUGUAGAGCCAAUGCGAUCAAAAAUAGCAAAGUGGAUCGAGUAUUAAAGAGAGUUACUGUCAAAGUAAAAUUUGUAAUCACAGUGCAUAGACUGCCAUCUCUCGACACAAGCUUAAAACUUUUGAACCUCAGUUUUGACAA